Cynoglossus semilaevis (tongue sole) is the source of this 3769-nucleotide messenger RNA. It is a transcript of the gene plch2b, whose product is annotated as phospholipase C, eta 2b. Gene Ontology annotation, biological process: phosphatidylinositol-mediated signaling; phosphatidylinositol metabolic process; release of sequestered calcium ion into cytosol. Gene Ontology annotation, molecular function: calcium ion binding; phosphatidylinositol-4,5-bisphosphate phospholipase C activity. Lineage: Eukaryota; Metazoa; Chordata; Actinopteri; Pleuronectiformes; Cynoglossidae. The annotation marks the transcript as partial. The record is from RefSeq and is a predicted model, not a curated record. The transcript is spliced from 21 exons.
ACGUUUCAGGUAAGAAUUAUAAAUGUUUUUUUUUUCCUCACGUCACUUCUUCCUGUUAACUACGCGUCACUUCCGUUUUUCCAAUCAAGGCGACGCGGCAGAUUUGUUUGUUCAGAAGUUUUUACUCCAACUUCGCAGCCUCUCAAGUCACGUCGACGUGUUUAUCAUUUUUCACCACUUUUGUUCUUCGAGGCUCCACCUACUGGUCGGUUGAAAAUCCUCCUCCGGGAGCAGGAGCGAAGCUUCCCUCCAGGAUUACAGCUUGAGGAAGACUUAGUGACUGACACAUGUUACAUGUUCUGCAGCGUUUCUUUUGGUGGAAGGAAGGAAAUACGUGGAAACAAAUUCACAGAUCACCGACUUCAGAGUCAUGACCGCUGCCGGUGAAAAUGGGAAUAUUACCGACACCACUCCCUGAUCCCACUCUGAAGAACUCACCUGGAAGACAUCCUGAACACAGCAGAAUGAGGAGGACGGUGGGUUCAUGUGGUGUGACCGGGGUCCGACCUGAACGUGGGAUUCAGAGAUGAACUUCGACCCAGCCAUGACGCCGUUGUCUGCUCCUGGGCCGCGUGGCAGCCCUUCAUCACCCACGAAGACCGGCUUCCAGUCUCUGGGUUUGUUGUCUUCACCGGUGGGUUCUCCAUCUGGGGCCAGAGUCUCCUCUGCUAAGAUCAGACUGGCCUCCAGUCCCGCCCUGAACCCCCCCAACCCGUCCAUCAUGAGCUCUCCGAAACUCUGGCACAAGGCCUCCAUAUCCAGACUGGCGGAGGAGUUCUUCUGGAUCGGAGGAAGUGUAGUGGCCCAGCCCAAGUGGAGACUGGGCCAGAUCGUGGAGCGAUGUAUGUGCAGCAUGCAGACCGGGAGUCACAUGACCAAACUGAAGGGGAAGAAGAAAGGACUGCUCCGCUUCUUCUACCUGGACGAACACAAGUCCUGCGUCCGAUGGAGACCGUCCAGGAAACAGGACAGAGCCAAGAUAACGAUUGAUUCCAUCCAUGAAGUCUGUGAGGGCAAAAAGUCCGAGAUGUUCAGGAGGUACGCAGACAACCGCUUUGACCCGAACUGCUGCUUCAGCAUUUACUACGGGGAGAGGGUCAGAUCCCUGGACCUGGUCUCCACCAACUCGGAGGAGGCCCGGACCUGGGUCACAGGACUGAAGUACCUCAUGGCUGGUAUCAGUGAUGAAGACAGUCUGGCCCGCAGGCAACGCACCCGCGAUCAGUGGCUACAGCAGACCUUCUCUGAAGCUGACAAGAACGGAGACGGAACCUUGAGCAUCAGUGAAGUUCAUCAGCUGCUGCACAAACUCAACGUGAAUUUACCCAAGCAGAAGGUCAGACAGAUGUUUCAGGAGGCCGACACAGAUGAGAACCAGGGUUCUUUGGCCUUUGAAGAAUUCUGUUCGUUCUACAAAAUGAUCUCCACUCGCAGAGACCUGUACCUGAUCAUGAUCUCCUACAGCAACCAGAAGGAGGUGUUGGAUCUCCAGGACCUCGCGCACUUUCUGGAAAAUGAACAGAAGAUGCGAGGUCUGACCAAAGACUUCCUGAUCGACAUCGUCUCCAGGUUCGAGCCGUGUCCUGACAACCUGCAGAAAAUGGUCCUGGGUAUUGAUGGUUUCACCAACUACAUGAGAAGUCCUGCAGGCGACGUCUUCAACCCGGAGCACCAGCAGGUGAACCAGGACAUGACGCAGCCGCUCAACAGCUACUUCAUCGCCACGUCACACAACACCUACCUGACGGGAGACCAGCUGCUGUCCCAGUCCAGGGUGGAGAUGUACGCCUACGUCCUCCAGGCUGGCUGUCGCUGCGUGGAGGUGGACUGCUGGGACGGACCGGACGGAGAGCCCAUCAUCCACCACGGCUACACGCUGACGUCCAAAAUUCUCUUCAGAGACGUGAUCGAAACGAUCAACAAACACGCCUUCACAAAGUCACAGUACCCGGUGAUCCUGUCCAUAGAAAACCACUGCACCGUGCCUCAGCAGAAACGGAUGGCCCAGUGUUUGACUGAGGUACUGCAGGACAAGCUGGACUUGUCCAACGUCAACGUGCACGAAACCAAGAAGCUGCCCUCCCCUGAGUCUCUGAAGGGGAAGGUCCUGGUCAAAGGAAAGAAACUUCCUGCGAAUCUGGACCCUGAUGCAGAGGAAGGAGACGUGUCUGAUGAAGACAGUGGUGACGAAGAGGCGGGCAGCGAUGACGAUGACACACAGGACGGGAACGUUAACUCUGUCAGUCAGACCAAAAAGAAGAGACGAUUUACCAGAUCCAUCAUGAGGAGCUUCGAUAGAAAGAAAAAGAGAGUUCGAGUGAAGAACAGGUCCCAGUCCGACGGAGAGUCCGACGUCAGCAGCAGCAGAGAAAGGACUCAGAUCGUGUACCAUCCCAAAAAGAGAAAAACCAUGAGACUGUCUCGACCUCUGUCAGAUCUGGUCAAAUACACCAAGGCCGUCCGUGUGCACGACAUAGAAACACAAGGGUUCACGAACAGCUGGCAGGUGUCGUCGCUGGACGAGACGGUGGUGAACCAGAUCCUGCAGCUGAAGCCCGCUCAGCUGCUGCGUCUGAACCAGCGGCAGCUGCUUAGAGUCUAUCCGUCCAACUACAGGGUGGACUCCAGCAACUUCAACCCACAGCCGUACUGGAACUCAGGCUGUCACAUGGUGGCGAUGAACUACCAGACGGAGGGACGCAUGUUAGAACUGAACCAGGCCAAGUUCUCCAGCAACGGGAACUGUGGAUACACCCUGAAGCCCAAAUGCAUGUGGAAAGGUUCCUUCAACCCCACGUCUGAGGACCCUCUACCAGGACACAAGAAGACCCAGCUGGUGCUGAAGGUCAUCAGCGGUCAGCAGCUUCCCAAACCCAAGGACUCCAUGUUCGGGGACAGAGGAGAAAUCAUCGACCCCUUCGUGGAGGUGGAGAUCAUUGGUCUGCCUGUGGACUGCACCAAGCAGCAGACCAGAGUGGUGGACGACAACGGUUUUAACCCCAUGUGGGAGGAGACUUUCAUCUUCAACGUCCUCAUGCCACAGAUCGCUCUGGUGCGUUUCCAGGUGUGGGAUCACGAUCCCAUUGGUCGAGACUUCAUUGGACAGAGGACGAUAGCGUUCUCCAGCCUGAUGCCAGGUUAUCGUCACGUCUACCUGGAGGGGAUGGCGGACUCCUCCAUCUUUGUUCACGUGGCUGUCAUCGAUAUGUCAGGAAAGAUAAAACCGUCCAACGCAGUUCACGCUGCCAGGAAACACAUUCAGAAAGCAGCUCAGAAACAUUUGAAAGGUCCUCAGAAGCAGCCGUCUCUGGACUCCUCCGUCCAGUCCUCGGAAGACGGACGCGCCGUCUACUUUCACAGGGACCUGGACAACGUCUCCCUGGACAGCAGGAACAGCGACAAGUCUCUCCUGGUCCAGGCGCCGGCGUCCAAGACCGCCGUCCUGAGAGGAGCUGUGAGUGAACCAGUGAGGAGAGCUCACAGGGUGAAGAUCCAGGAGCCGCUGCAGACCAGGAGAGACGUCUUCAGCCGGAUGUCCUCCACUGACUCCUACCACAUGGGGGCUCCACCCUUUGUAGUGGAGGAGAGUUUUGUCAUUGACACCUCCUCCCAGGACUCGAAUCCUGAUGGUCCAGAGCUCAAAAGUCAAAACUCAAUACAGGAAGAACUGGAGGAUGAACUGGACGAUGAGACACGGGAGCAGGGGACGCUGCAGACGUCAGAGACGGAGGAGGGUGCGGGCACCGAAGGACAGCCCGGUGGAGGGACC